UCCAGAAAGAAGUAUAUUCUUUUUCAUUUGCUUUACAUUAUUCUCUAGUUUCAGCGAUUGGCAGAACUGUCGAUCGUUUAACAUAUCGACCAUGUAUAAUUAUUGUAUUGGUGUGUACAUAUCAUUUUCCUUUUAGUCUAUAUUCAAUAAGUGUCAACAACAAGUUGAGCGCACCUUGAUAGCGAUAGCACCGUGAAGAGAAUGACAGUUUGAUAAAAUAGAUUAAGAAGGAAUAAAACAAAAUGGUUUGAGAGUUAGGCAAACGCGCGUGAACUGAACGCCGCUUAGUUAAUAAAUACUUAUUUACGUAAUUACAGUUACAUUCUGUUCCAAAAAGUUACUUUGAUUGAACUUGAACUAUAAGUAAUAGUGUUUGUCACUGAAUUGAAUUAAUAUUUAUCGCUUAACCUAACUUAUUCUAGGAUUGUACUGUUCGAUAAAUAUCUACAGUUCUCUAAAUCCAUCUAACGUAACGAAUCAUUGAAGCAGCAGUAGAUCCAUGAGCUACAUCUGAACUAAAACAGUAGCAAUUUACUAAACAGAUUUAAAAUCUUCCCUGUGGAAAUAAAGGGACUAUUACAAAUCCGGAAAGGCUUCUUAAUUGUCAGAGAAACAACAUCUUUUAAAUCUGUUUAUGGCCAUGUCUGAGGCUGCUGCUGCUGCCAACCUUGCCUAUGGUAAAAACAAUGCCGGUGCGGUUGACACUACUACUGGUGCUAUUGUUAAUUCCGAGAAUCAAAACGUUACUGGUCACAGCUGUCGAACGUGUAAGCAAGCUGAUAAUAGCAGGAUGGUGCAAUGUGACGAUUGUGAUGGCUGGCACCAUUUCACUUGUGUUGGUGUUUCUGACGAAGUGGAAUAUAACGAUUGGUAUUGCAACAAAUGCGCAUCCGUUAGACUACUGAAGGAAAAACAGAAGUACACUGGCACUAAAUCGAAGAAAUUCAGUGCCAAACCCGCGGAGGAAGAAGACAAGAAGAAGGUUAUACCUAGGAAACUUAAAGAAAAGCCUAAGAAGCAGAUUGAAAACGUUCAAACACGAAAUGUCCAAGUUUCAGUAUCGAUGCCAGAUGGAAGACUGAGUAAAGCCAGUUCUGUAAAAUCAACAGCGUCUAGAAAAUCCACAAAGGCCGUGUUAGAACUAAAACUUCGAAAACUCCAAGCCGAGCAAACGCUUCUGGAUGAAAGGCGAAAAUUGUUGGACAAACAGUAUAGUGUCAUGAAGGAACUGUCAGAGUUACAAAUUGAGCAAGAAGAUGAAAAUAAUGAUGUUUACCAUAACUCCAAAGUAAACGAUUGGUUGAGUGAAAAUCCUACACAGCAAGUUUCCGUGCAUACCGAUUCGGAAGAAAGCGGUGAUAGUUUCUUGGAAGAAGACAGUGAUAGAAAUUCAGAAACAUUCGAAAAUAGCACAGAUGAUGCUGGAUCCGAUGAAGCUUCCGUCUCAAAACGAAGUUUCAAGCCAGAAUUUCUUUCGACACCGAAAAAAGGGAAGUCCCGACACAAGAGUAAUAAGCAUUUUACAGUUACAGGCAGCAACCAGAUUUCCUGUCGUCUGACUCGUAACCAACUAGCCGCUCGCCAGGUUAUCUCUAAAGAGCUUCCGAUUUUCGCUGGAAACCCAGAAGAAUGGCCAAUGUUUUUCUCUACAUUUGAGAGUACAACGGAAAUGUGUGGCUUCCGAAAUGAAGAAAACAUGAUACGCCUGAGAAAUUGCUUAAAAGGUAAUGCACUCACAGCCGUAAGAAGUUUUCUUCUUCAUCCUUCAACAGUCCACAGAGCGAUCGAAGCACUCAAACUUCGAUUCGGUCAGCCACACACCAUCAUAAACUGUUUAAAGGAAAAAAUCCUGUGUAUGGCGCCCUUGAAAUCAGAUUCGAUGGAUAAAUUAAUAGAUUUCGCGUUAGCUGUACAAAAUUUGUAUACCACUAUUGAAGCAUGCGGGCGUAAGGAAUAUAACUGUGACGUUUCAUUAUUGCAUGAACUCGUGAAAAAACUCCCCCCGUCUCUUAGAUUGGACUGGGCCAGGCAGACUAGAUCACUUCGUAAAGUUAAUUUGGCCAAAUUCGCUCAUUGGAUUUAUGACCUAGCCGAAGAUGCUAGUCUCAUUAUCGAACCACAAGCAUUAUAUGAUAAACAAACACCGCGAGGAAGGGCCGCGUUGAAUAUGCACGCGGAAAUGACAUCAACAGAAGAUGAAUUAUCGAACCAUGAGCCAUCAGCCGGGAAACAUAAUUUCAACGCUUGUAUCGUAUGUAAAGGAAACUGCAAGUCUCUAGAAAGCUGUAAAGGAUUCGUUGCCUUACCUUAUGACGCAAAAUGGGCCGUUGUUCGGGAAAAUAGGCUGUGCCGAAGGUGUUUACUACCUCAUAAGGGUAAUUGCGAUUCUAAACCAUGCGGCAGGGAGGGUUGUGUUUAUAAACACAAUUCACUGCUUCACAAAGUCUUAAAUGGAGGAACCGCAAAUGUUUAUCCAUCAGCAAAUUCUCCAUCAUGUAAUACACACAGAAUCUCUGACAGCUCAACUCUUUUUCGUUACGUACCAGUUGUCUUAUAUGGUAAAAAUAAAAAUAUCAAAUGUUAUGCGUUUUUAGAUGACGGUUCUGAGCUUACACUCAUAGACCAAGACAUAGCAAAUGAAAUUGGUCUCGAUGGAAUUCGUCGUCCGCUUUGUUUGAAGUGGACCGGCGGCACCGAAAGAUAUGAAGCUAAUUCUUGUAGUGUAAAUCUUCAAAUAUCGGGUCAGAAUGGGAGACGGUUUAAUCUUGACGAUGUACGCACUGUCCAUGAGCUCCAGCUGCCACAGCAGUCAUUGGAUGUAGAUCAACUACAAGUUAAGUAUCCAUAUCUUCGAGGAAUACCAAUAGAAUCGUACACAAAUGUUCGUCCAAAGAUUCUAAUUGGGGUGAAACAUGCUAGCGUGUCACUCGUGCGUAAGAGUCGAGAAGGAACUGCAACACAACCGAUUGCUAUUAAAACAAAUAUUGGUUGGAUUGUUUAUGGAGGCUCCCCCACACACACGUCGUUCAACAUGGUGCACUAUACUAAUCAUGUAUGUGUAUGCGAUCAUGAGUACGACGAUAAUUUAAACCAGACAGUCAAAGAUUUUCUGUUUAUAGACAAUCUUGGAAUUACGAAUUCUGUAAAUGAUAUUAGAUCUAAAGAUGAUGAGCGGGCUCUUUCUCUUCUUCAAACACUUACGCAGUUUAAUGGAGAACGAUUUGAAACUGCCUUAUUGUUUCGCGAAGGAAAUAUACGACUGCCAGAUAGCAAACCAAUGGCACUUCAACGGUUAGGGAAUCUCGAAAAACGGAUGAGCAGAGAUCGAGAAUUGGGAAAGACAUUGAACGAUAAGAUUGCCGAUUAUCUCGCAAAGGGUUACAUUCGUAAAUUGACAGCUGCUGAAAUUGAACAGAAGUUCGAACGCAUCUGGUACCUCCCAGUAUUUCCUGUCAUGAAUCCCAAUAAACCAGGAAAAGUAAGGAUUGUUUGGGAUGCUGCUGCGUCUACUAGAGGUGUUUCAUUGAACUCAGUACUUGUUCCCGGUCCCGAUCAAUUAGUCUCGCUUGCCUCUAUUCUUUAUAAGUUUCGAGAACGCAGAUAUGCCGUAUGCGGUGAUAUUCGUGAGAUGUUUCACCAAAUACGUAUUCGUUCAGUGGAUCAACAGUGUCAAAGAUUUCUUUGGAGAACAGACGAGAACGAACGGGAGCCAAGUGUAUUCGUCAUGCAAGUAAUGACCUUUGGCGCGUGUUGUUCGCCUAGCACUGCUCAUUUCAUUAAAAACCUUAAUGCCAAUCGUUUUGUUCACGAAUACCCAGCAGCUGUCGAUGCAAUCGUUAACAAUACUUACGUAGACGAUAUGUUGUGCAGUGUCGACACAGAACAGGAUGCGAUCAUGUUAGCAAAGGACGUUUCAUACGUUUAUGAUCAAGGUGGUUUCGAAAUUAGAAAUUGGAUAUCUAACUCUGAACACGUAUUGUCUGUUCUCAACAACAAACAGACCGCAGAAAAAAGCAUGGAUCUUAUCUCAAAACUGGCUAUAGAAAAGGUCCUUGGGAUGUGGUGGUGCACAGCAUCGGACUGUUUUACAUUUAAAAUAAAUUGGUCACGGUUUGAUAGAAAAUUAAUGAACGGAUGUAGACACCCUACAAAACGCGAGGUAUUACGAGUAUUGAUGACUAUCUACGAUCCUCUCGGACUCAUCUCUCACUAUUUGAUGGUACUAAAGGUGCUAUUGCAGGAAAUUUGGCGUUCGGGUGUGGAAUGGGAUGAAGCAAUUACGGCAUCAUGCUUCACUAAAUGGCAAAUGUGGUUGAAGCUUCUGCCACAAGUCGAGUGCUUGAAAAUUCCGAGAUGUUACAAAUCGCAGUGGGCUGAUGAAUCAUCGGAGAUGCAGUUGCAUACUUUCGUCGAUGCGAGUGAAAAGGGUAUGGCAGCCGUAGUUUAUCUUCGUUUCGAUUCUAAUGGAAGUAUAGAAUGUAGAUUGGUGGGAGCAAAAACACGAGUAGCACCUAUUAAGUAUCUAACAAUCCCAAGACUCGAACUUCAAUCUGCAGUUAUUGGUGCAAGACUAGCAGAUGCAAUCGUCCGUAGUCUGACUAUCAAACCCUCACGUUGUGUAUUCUGGUCUGAUUCGCGGAAUGUCCUUUCCUGGCUGAGAUCUGAUCAUCGCAAAUACAGUCAGUACGUGGCAGCACGAGUUAGCGAAAUUUUGGAUCUAACGGAGGUGAAAGAUUGGCGAUGGGUUGCCUCGAAAUGUAAUGUUGCCGAUGAAGGAACCAAAUGGGAACGCCUACCGGAUUUGAGAAACAACAGCCGAUGGAAUAGGGCUCCAGAGUAUAUUCAUUUGCCUGAAAUGAAUUGGCCAACGAUGCCUUUCGAAUCUGCUACAAAUGAAGAACUUCGGGUCCCUGUUAACGUUCAUGUUGAAGGAUAUACACCGUUGAUUCUUGCAAACGACUAUUCGAAUUGGAAACGUUUGAUUCGGGUUACAGCAUAUAUAUUUCGGUUUACAAAUAAUAUUAGAUGCGAGCAGUCAACGCGACAACUUGGAAAUCUUUCGGGUAUUGAAAUGCAACGAGCCGAAGAAUACCACUUCCGUCAGGCACAGCACGAUACAUACUCUAGGGAGAUUUCUCUUAUCAAAGGUCAACGAAAUAUGCCAGUUUCUGCAAAGAAUAUUCCAAAAAAAAGUUCACUCUACAAACUCAACGCAUUUAUAGAUAAGAAUGGACUUAUAAGAAUGAAAGGCAGAGCAACUGGUUGUCAGUACUUAAGCUGGGAAAAUUUAAAUCCAAUAAUACUACCGUGGACGCAUCCGGUCACUCGACUGCUUGUUACGGAUUUUCACGUAAAGUAUCAUCACCAAAAUCACGAAACUGUGGUGAAUGAAGUAAAGCAACUUUAUUGCAUUACUAGAGUAAGAAAAUUGUAUCGUAGCAUUCGAUCGAACUGUCCACAGUGCAAGCUACGUGACACCGUUCCUCGCCCCCCAGCAAUGGCAGAUCUUCCACCGUGUAGGCUCGCCGCAUAUACUAGACCGUUUACACACACCGGGGUAGAUUAUUUUGGUCCAAUGGAGGUGUGCGUGGGUCGCAGAGUCGAAAAGCGUUGGGGUGUUCUUCUAACGUGCCUUACAAUCAGAGCGGUACAUUUAGAGGUUGUUAGUUCUCUCAAUACAAGUUCAUGUAUAAUGGCACUGAGAAAUUUUGUCGCUCGACGGAGAACGCCAACAAAUUUUUAUAGCGAUCGAGGAACAAAUUUUAUCGGAGCAGAUCGUGAACUUAAAGAAGCAUUGUGUGUCGUGAAUCAAAUGAGCUUAGCAGAAGAGUUUGUAUCUUCACAUACAAAUUGGCACUUCAAUCCGCCGGCGGCUCCCCAUAUGGGGGGGAGUUGGGAGCGUUUAAUCCAAUCUGUGAAACGUAAUCUUUCAUCUCUCAAAAUAUCUCGUCGACCAACAGAUGAAGAGCUUCGAAAUGCGCUGAUAGAAAUCGAAGGCACGCUCGUCCAUUAA
Messenger RNA from Malaya genurostris, 6013 nucleotides. RefSeq lists its product as uncharacterized. NCBI's taxonomy places the organism in Eukaryota, Metazoa, Arthropoda, Insecta, Diptera, Culicidae. The transcript has 2 exons. Bases 635 to 6013 code for a protein of 1792 amino acids. Gene Ontology annotation, molecular function: nucleic acid binding. The record is from RefSeq and is a predicted model, not a curated record.